UUCAGUGUGUUUGCUGGUGCAGGACCACAGCCAGGCCCUGGGGGUGCAGCCGGGUGCCCCUGCCCUGUGUGCUGCUGCACUGGGUGGUGGGAGCAUUGGGGAACGCUCAGAGCAGUGCAAGGCUGCAGGGAAAGCUCUCAGGGCAGCUCUCAGGUCUUGCAGAGCAUCUCCAUGAUGAGGGAGCAGGGGGGACCUGGUGAACACAGCUUCCAGUUCCCUACAGGGCAGAGGUUCUUCCCAUGUGCAGGCAGGCUUGAAUGGACCCAGGUGGGCAUAGUGGCUGUUAACAUCCUAAAACCAGGUGAGAAGAAGCAGGUGUGUGGGUAGGGCAUGAGAGGAUCCAGGCAGCCCUGUGCAGGGCCAGCACCUCCCUGCCCUGCCCCACCCUGUUCAGGUUUGCAUUGGGAUCUUCAGGUGCCUGGUACGCUGCGACCAAUUGGAAAAUUGAAUGCGAUAUCAAGUUAAUUAAAACUGCCCUCUGUGUGUUAAUCUUCUUGUCAAGUUUUAAUUAAGUGCUGAUAAAAGCUCAGCACAGGGGGUGGUCCUGAACUCCCCCAGCCAGCCAAUGGACUUCUCGUUAGCACAUCACCGGGUUACUGGGAGUCCCCAGUGCCCAGGAAGCCUGGCUGGUGAGAGCACCUAUGCAGGGGUGCUGCCACUUUCCUUUGAAGAAAAAGUGAAGUGUGGCCAUUUUCUGGCCUGCACUCAGUCCUCCCUGCCAGCCCGGAUGUUCUGCUGUGAGGCACUGUAACUCAGGCUCAUCUCAAGAACCAGCGCUUCUAUCUCCUCCUCCGUGCACGGAACCGAUGCCCCGUGAGCUCUGUGUGUACCUGUGGGUGUCGUCUCGGUGCUGUGCGGGUGCUGCUCGGCUGCCACUUGCAGCAGGAAGCGCUGGCAGGGGCUGAAGGGCAGCAGAAGGACGGCUCAAUUAUUCUGUGUCAUCCGCGAGGAGCUCAGCUCCUGUCGGAGUCCCACCGGAGAGCAAUGGAACGCUCUGCUUUUGAAGCCCUGGAAACACAGAGGUGUGGCCCUCAGCAGAGGAGCUGGACAGGAACACUUCCCUCACAUCGUCCUCAGUGUGGGGAAUGACAUCUAACUGCUGCCGUUGUGCCCAGGCAUGAGCCUGCACCAGCAUCACCAGUACUAGUCGCCUCCCUGAAGAAGCCACAGACUUUCUCAGCAGCGCUCCAAGAAUGCAGCCUAGUGGCCUCGCCGCGCGCCCCAGCACACACCGCGCUGUCACCACUCCCAGGUGACAAACGAGCGUGCCGGGAAGGGGAAGGCUUCCAUGGGCAGCAUGACCCCCUCCUCAUCCCUCUUCAGGAGCGAGAUCAGGGCAGUGAUAACGGCUUUGUUUCAAAGGAAGAAGAGGAAGGAAAAUGGAAGUGAUGUCUACAACAACAGGAGUUGCCUCACCCAAUGUCCCAAGGACCUUGGCUGCCAAACCUGCACGGACAUAAACGGCUUGAACAAUGCACGGCCCUAUCUGGGGGCCGCAGGAACCCCUCUUUCCUCGCAGGAUCAGAUACGGUGCUGGCACGGAUGGGCACUCCGGCCAUUGUCCCACACCCUCCAGCCGGCAGUGCUGCCCCAGCUCUGCGCCGGUGGCCCGAAGUGGCAGAAUCGCAGGAAAUCAGACCAGGUCAUAUCCCACAUGAAGUGCAUCACGGCUCGAGGCAUUAUUUUUUCCCCACCGUUCUCGGUGGCUCUUUCUGGACACGAGGAGCAGUGUGACACACAAAGAGUUGGCUUCCCAAAAUAACUCUGCGUGCAGUUGCUGCCGGGCUGAUUCACGGGCUACCCACGGCCACAUCCUCCCUCUGACCAAGGCUGAAUGCAGCUGGCCAAAAAGCAUCCGGCAGGGCUGGGACCGCUCCUGGGGCUGCGAGGGCAGCAGUGCUGGCUCACGGGGUCAGCACCUGCUGUGCUCUCCUUGCCCUGUAGUGAGCAGAGUGGGGGAAGCCCCUCUAUUGCACCCCUCCUAAUGCACCUACACCAUUAAAUGAAGCUGCUGCUCCUUGCAAGCACUCCCCCGCCCUGCGAGGCUGUUCCCACCCAUCUCCCAGCCAGCAGCGUGACCCAGCAGCCUUCUGCCUUUAAGAUAUUACCCUUAAUUAAUUUGUCUGUACCGAUACUCCUGCUAAUACUAUUAUUUGUAAUACCUCAGUGCAUCCCCGGGGAAGGGCACAAGUCUUAAUUAACAUCUGUAAAGCUGCCUGAGCACCAUCCCUGGAAAAUGUGAGGCAGGGAAGGUUACUGUCAUACCAAGAUGGUUUUAAAUUCUUUCCUUUUCCCCUUUUUUCAGACCCCUUCAUGUUUGUUUUUUUUCAGCAGACACUCAGAACUCCGCCUUCCCAGGCUUGUUUCCCAGCAUUACCUGUGCCAGCAAAGAGCCCAUUGCCCCCUGCCCCUCCCCACGGCACGGCCCCACUGCCCCGUGCAGCAGGCAGGGAUCGGCAGUGCUCGUGGAUUUCCUCAGCACAUAUCUGCACAGCUCUCACCCGGGUCUGCAUGCACACACUCACAAGCACGCUCCCUCCCUGGACGCACGGAAGUUUUCCUGCAGUGCUUUGCAGCCCCCAGCAAUGUGCAGGACCACAUUCCUGCCCAGUUCAGCAGUAGCGCAGGGGCUGCCCAGUGCGCUCACCACGCCGUGCGGUGCCUGGGGCCCCGCUGCUGCUGUGCCGAGGCUGCUCCGCCAAAUCUCCCACAUCUUGGCCGAGCUGAGCUCCCAGGCCGGCCAGAUUUCUUAUGCUUAGCAAAAAUAUUCAUUAACGACUUAAUCUGCACACACACAGGGGAAGCUUUUAGUGUAUUUGCUCUAGGUCCGUGAAACAGCGAUCUGGCCACCGUUUUAAACUCUGCCUUGAUCUGUGAUGUCAGAGAUGAAGAAUUCGGCAAAAUGCUGCUGGGGGAGAUGUCCCGAAGCAUCCCCCGUGCUCACGCUGCAGCGUAACCAUGGACAUGCACUGCUCCACUGAGAAAGCGUGCACUGCAAAAAUGUGCUUUGAGCCACAGCUCAUGGCCGUGGGACCAGCUGUGUGCUUGGCGUUUGUUCGCCAGCUCCGGGAUUUGUGUCACAAGCUCCAUGUCAUUUGUGUCCCAGCUGCUGAAAGCACGGAGGAAGCAGCUGAAAGCCCUUCACAUCUGCUCCCUGGGAGUGCCAGAGUUCCCCGCAUGCCACCCUUACCGCUCCUCUGACAGCUUUGGGUCUGAGGGCUCUGGGGUUUUCAGUGAUGUGGAGUCCUACACUGGGGUAGGAUUUGGCAGAGCGGUGAGGGUGAGUCUCUUGACCCUGGCUUACAUGGAGAGGAGAGUGGGAAGGGAGCACAUGAGCCCAUGCCAGGACACUGUGCUGAUGCCAGCUCCACACAGGAAGACAGCUCCAGCCCCAGUGCCCGGCCGUGCAGAUGCUUUGAGGACACCAUGUGAGCACAGCCAGGGCUCAGGAAUGUCCUGCUGUGUCCUCAAGGGACGUGCUGGGAGAUCUGAGAGGCUCCUAUGGGACAGCAUGGAACCCAUGGACCGAAAUGAGGCAGUGACAACCGAUGCACAUUGGUCCCCCUUCCCACUCCCCCCACAGACUCUGUCUGAUGCUAACCUGUUACAGCUGAUAACAGCCGCAAACGCUGCUGCUGCUUUCAUAAAAAUUCGUGGGAUGCCAGAUUAUUUCCACGCGCAAUGGGAGCUCUGGGGCCGUGCCUGCACGAACUGCUUCCCAAACACCUCCCACCACGGCCGCUGCAGGAAUGGGGUGGGAAUGCCCUGGGGCUGGGGCUGCCCAAAAUACCGACCACUGGUUGAGGACAGAUGGACAGAUGGACGCACAACUCCUAUAGGAGAUUCACGGCACCCGGGGUACUCCAUGGACACGUCCCGAUGGAAGAUAAGUUCCUCAGUCCCAUGGGAACAUGUUCCAGCCAACAGCCCCGUGCCUGUGCCCCGAGCAGGAUGUGCUCCCGCGGAGCAGCGCAGGGAGGGCGCGGAGAGAGCAGUUGGCAGGAGCGCAGCUGCGGCUCGGUGUGAGUUUCUGGGGGGAUUUUUAUAGGGGGAAGGCUGAUGAGUAAUAAACAAGGUGCUGCCUGAUUCUUGUUUGGAGGAAAAAGGGGGGGGGGAGGAGAGAGGGGCUGAGGGAAAGGGAGAAGCACAGGGAAGAGGAGAAGGAGAAAGAAAUGACCUUGGUGAGCUUUUCUGGCCGCUCUCCAGGUCGCAGGCUGAUGCCAAAAAAAUCUCCGAGUCCCUUUUGGCUGGAAGUACGCUCCCUGCGUUAGGUGAAUCACACACACAUUUCUGGAACAUUACAUGUUCACAGUUGCAAAGCUCGCAGUAAUUAGAAAAACUACGAGACCAAGGCAGGGGGAAAACUAUGAGUCACACAUGGAAGCGGUGUUAUUGUGCUGCAGGAGGAUCAGCUUUGCAGACUGACGGAGGUAAGCGUGCAGUGACUGCCCCCUGCGCUGCCCAGGCGUGUGGGGCUGCGUGUGCACGGAGGGGCUGAGCUGCACCCAGGUGGGGUGCUUGGUUCACGUGGGAUGGCUCCGGACAAUGUGCUCUUAACUCACUGCGGGGAUGUUCUCACCCGCAGUCGGAGGGCUGCCCACAUUAAGCAUCAUCCGCAUCCAACCAUGAAUUUCACCGUAUCAAAAGAAGCUCUUCUUCCCGCAGAUUAAGAGCUGUCAUGCCUGGAGCUGGACACAAGGAGUUAUUUCAGCUCAGUGACCUGCACUGGAGGGUACCCAGCUGCCACCAGGUGACGUGUGACCACUCCCCAGCACGUACCUGUGGCACGGGCUGACCGCCCGCCCGCUGCCACUCUGCAUUGAGAUGGUGGAGGAGCCCCCUGCAGCCCCCUGCGUCCAAGGGGGUUUCAUAAAUCACGCAGACAGUCUUGUUUCAAAUGAGCUGAUGGAUGGAGCUUUCAUCCCUUUCUUUGCACGACCCUUCUGCUGCUAUUCAUUAACAGCACAAAGGGUGCUUUAACCUGGGAGCAAACCGGGCUCUUCUUUGUUUAGUUAACUCUCCUCCUGAGUCCUCCCAUUUGGCAUGGGCAGAGCCAUGCUCCUCAUGCGUGCAUUGCACUGUGUCGAAUUACCUCGCAUCGUGUUGCGUUGUGUUGUGCUGCAUCACCUUGCCUUGCAUCACAUCACAUCACGUCACGUUGCAUCAGAUCAGGCUGCAUCGCACCCUGCUGCUUCGCAUUGCACGGCAUUGCGUCACGUUACAUCGCACCACGAUGUGGCACGUGCCAUUGCACCUUUGGGUGGGCUCGCAGCACAGUCACUGCCUGGGUCCUGAGCAGCGUGAGCUCCCGCCAGCCCGGGGACAGUGCUCUGAGAUCAGCCCUGUGCAGCAGCGAUGGGCAGAGGGGGCUGCCAGCGGUCAGCGGAGACUCCAUUCAGGGAAGGCCAAGGAGUGGAUUACGCAGCAGACGAUGAAGCGAUGCUAUGGACAAACCGCCCAAACACGAAAUCUUCCUGCAAUACUCCAAGACAGAUUGUUACACAUCUCUGCCAAGAAAUCAAACAUUCCUGCUAGAGUCAGGGCUUUCACAGAAGCCCCCUCCGAGACAUCAAGUGAGGCUAAGACAACAGUCCAGAGCUUUGCUAGCAAAUCAUGAGUCCCGAGUGUCUCUCCAGCUGGCAGGACCAUCAUUGACCUGAAUGGCCUUGUCCUCCCCGAAGCAGCUCUGUCAAUUUGGCCACAAUCCACUUAAUAAUGUAGCUAGAGUAUAAAGAUGUAUCCAGGCCCAACCACAAAACAGCUGGAGUCUGUAGGGUUGACUUAAUCCUGGUAGAAUAAAACAGGGAAACUAGUGGGAGUCAGCGAGGAUGUUGCUGGCUGGGUUUGGAGCAGUGCUGAGUAAUAAAAGGGAUCAAAUGUGUUAGGCGCAAGCUGUCUGGAGCCACAGUUGUUGUUGUUGUUUUAACUAAUUGAAUUUUAGUGCUGGUGAAAGGUACCAGAUUGACAGCUCUGGGGAGCGGUGUCUGCUUCUCACACCAGGUACAGCACAGCCAGCCCCCUCUUAAUUCCCAUCUUGGCCCAGACCCUGUGCUUUCCUGUCAUGGGGAAUGCUCCUGACAUCCUUCCCUGUGCAGCUGGGACCUGCACCAGAGGCUCUCUGCGUGCCCUGCUGACCUGCCUGGUGGUGCGGAGGUGCUUCAGGUCUGGGAGGAUGGGACAAGCAAUGGUCACAGGGACCGUGCUCAUGCCUGGAGAGGUGUGGAAGGGAGGUGCUGCUCAGAGUGAGACAUUCACUUUGGCCAGCUCCCAGGAAGGGCUGUGCAUGGGAGAGCAGGGCUGUGGCUGGGUGGGAACGCUGGAGCUGAGGGUGGAGGGUGCGGGCAAGAGCAGCAUCUCCAGAAGGGAGCAGCAGCUGCAUCCCUGCAGGGCACUGGGCAAGGAUGCAGCUGCACACGGGUGCUGGGUGGCACAGGCAGGGGCACUGCAGGGCUUUGCUCCCCUGCUGCGAGUCAGGGAUGGUCCUUGCCAGGUCAAGUGCUGCAGGGUCAGUCACUCUGUGCACUUCCCCAGUGAAUGUAUGACAGCCAGGAGACACCUGCACCAUGGGUGCUAGAGUGAGUCUGGACCUGGGGUAUGCAGGGCCGGGUGCAGGCAGCAGAGAGACCCUCUGUUCCAGCAAGCGUGCUCAGGACAGCAGCUACGCAGGGCUGCCUGCUUGCAGGGCACCUUGUCAGUCCUGCUCUAUAAAUAGCCAGGAAACAGCCCGGCAGGAAGCUGCAGACUUUUGGAGGGGAGAAGGAAGGGCUGGGCUUCAGCACUGCCAAGUCCUGGUCAGUGGGGGCUGG
Messenger RNA from Numida meleagris (helmeted guineafowl), 6806 nucleotides. RefSeq lists its product as uncharacterized. Bases 3089 to 4048 code for a protein of 319 amino acids. NCBI's taxonomy places the organism in Eukaryota, Metazoa, Chordata, Aves, Galliformes, Numididae. The record is from RefSeq and is a predicted model, not a curated record. The transcript has 4 exons.